AUGAUCUCGACCAAACUUCGGCCGCUUCAAGGCUGUGGUUUGCCGAAGCAGCGUCUCUCAUCAAUAUUCACGCCUGCCCAUCUGGUCCCCAAGACGUCACCCUUUACGCGUCCCCGAUCUAUCCUCGCAAAGCAACGCCUCAACCGCCCUGUCUCCCCCCACCUAACCAUCUACAAGCCCCAAAUAACCUGGAUUGUCAGUAUCGCGACUCGCAUAACCGGAGUUGCGCUCUCGGGCGGUCUAUACCUUUACGCAACAGCCUACCUCCUGUCCCCAACAGUGACAGGAUGGGACAUUGGCUCUGAGUCCCUGGUGAAUACCUUCGGCGGCCUCUCGCCUGCAUCCAAAUUCGCGUUGAAGUUCGCGGUCGCGCUUCCGUUUUCGUUCCAUAGCUUCAAUGGUGUUCGUCAUUUGAUUUGGGAUACCGGGAGUAUGUUGACGAAUCAGCAGGUUGCAAGGAGUGGCUGGACGGUUGUUGGGGCCUCGGUUGUUGCUGCCUUUAUAUUGGCUUCGUGGAGGCCUGCUGGUGUUGAUCGAGCUGUGCACUGA
Aspergillus versicolor CBS 583.65 is the source of this 549-nucleotide messenger RNA. RefSeq names its product succinate:quinone oxidoreductase subunit C. NCBI's taxonomy places the organism in Eukaryota, Fungi, Ascomycota, Eurotiomycetes, Eurotiales, Aspergillaceae. The transcript is spliced from 3 exons. The record is from RefSeq and is a predicted model, not a curated record. Gene Ontology annotation, cellular component: membrane. Bases 1 to 549 code for a protein of 182 amino acids. Gene Ontology annotation, biological process: mitochondrial electron transport, succinate to ubiquinone; tricarboxylic acid cycle. Gene Ontology annotation, molecular function: succinate dehydrogenase activity; electron transfer activity.